GAAGGCCACGGUGGUCCAACCCAUGAGUCCAUGCAGGCUGUGUUUGACCUACAAUCCUUCAGGCCGGCAGUGAACCUCAGCAAUCCCACCAUAGCCAACAUCUCUUUCACACUGUAUGCUGUCCUGGGGGUGAAUGAGAAGACCCAGAUACUCACUACUUUCCUGUGGCUGAGACUGUACUGGAACCAUGAGUUCCUGGUUUGGGAUCCUGAUGAGUGUGACGGUAUCACCAGGAUUUCUCUCCCCGUGAAGCAACUGUGGUCUCCAGACAUCAUCAUUUAUGAGUUUGUGGAUGAUGAUGUCUCCCAAGCAUGUCCUUACGUCUACAUCAACCACACAGGUCACAUUCGCUGGGACAGGAUGCUCCGGCUUGUUUCAGCCUGCAACCUGGAGAUCUUCAGUUUUCCUUUUGAUGUGCAGAACUGCACAUUUACUUUUGGUUCUUAUAUGCACACCAUAAGGGAUGUGAGGGUGAGCCCAGCCCUGACCUUUAAAGAGAUGUCUGGAAACUCAAAACGUUACCUAGAGGCCAGUGGAGAGUGGGAACUUGUGGACAUACUGGGAGAGACCUCCAUUCUCAAGUUUGGCAUCGAUGAGUGGGACAUCAUCACUUUCUGGGUGGUCAUAAAGCGGCGUCCAGUGCUCUAUGUGGUCAACCUGCUGAUCCCCAGCUCCUUCCUCAUGCUCAUCGACAUCCUGUCUUUCUACCUGCCUCCCCACAGUGUGGACCGUGCCUCCUUUAAGAUGACCCUUAUCCUGGGCUACACUGUCUUCCUGCUCAUCAUGAACGACCUGCUGCCCAGCACAGCAAAUGGCACACCCAUCAUAGGUAUCUAUUUCUCCGUGUGUCUGGCCCUCAUGGUAAUCAGUCUACUGGAGACCGUCAUCAUUACUAAUGUUCUCCACCACAACUCCAUGAAAUUCCAAGAGGUUCCACACUGGGUGAGGGUUGUUGUCCUCAAACACAUAGCGAACCUAAUCUGUUACCACUGGCAGGAGGACAUCCCACCUCCCUCUAUACCUCAGAAGGAUAAACCUGAAAGCUCAAAUGGUUCGGGUCCAUCCAUCCAACCAGUGAGCCAGACAACUGACCAGCAUCCAACCAGCAAUGUCGUGGAGCUGCCCUCACUGCCUGAACUGCAACAGAUCUGCCAGUACCUGAGUGACCUACGUGCCCAUCUCACCUCGCUGCAGAAGGAGAGCGAGCUGCAGGACCAGUGGUGUCAUGUUGGAUAUGUCCUCGACUUCCUGCUUUUCCGCAUCUAUCUGCUGCUUAUCUCCUGCUAUGCCCUGGUCAUCAUCUCAAUGUGGUGCAUCUGGAUCAGCCAGUCUUAA
Scomber scombrus (Atlantic mackerel) is the source of this 1335-nucleotide messenger RNA. RefSeq names its product 5-hydroxytryptamine receptor 3A-like. Lineage: Eukaryota; Metazoa; Chordata; Actinopteri; Scombriformes; Scombridae. The record is from RefSeq and is a predicted model, not a curated record. Bases 31 to 1335 code for a protein of 434 amino acids. Gene Ontology annotation, molecular function: extracellular ligand-gated monoatomic ion channel activity; transmembrane signaling receptor activity; neurotransmitter receptor activity. Gene Ontology annotation, cellular component: neuron projection; membrane; synapse. Gene Ontology annotation, biological process: monoatomic ion transmembrane transport; chemical synaptic transmission; nervous system process. The transcript is spliced from 9 exons.